GAGCGACAUAAUGUCCAUAAAAUGUAAAUACAAUAAAUGUUAUAAAUUCCGAGUUUGAUUUUUUAAUAUUUACUGUUACAAAUUAAAUGUAUUAGUAUAAAUUAAUAAAUGUAAACUGACGAUUUUAGUAAACAAGUGAAUUUUGAAUGAAACGGAUCGAAAUAAAAAACAUAUAAAAAACUAUAUCUCGUUGUGUAAAAAUAUAAAAAAUCGCAAUGGAAAAUACGGAAUAUAAAUAUGAAAUUAUGGGGGGUUUCGUAAAAAUUCAAAACUUUUAAUUUUGACAGAUGAAAAUCAAGUUUUUCGAAAAAACAUGAAUACCUGGAGUUUACAAGAUACGUAUGUUAUUUCAAAAGCUGUAAAGUAAGUUUGUUUAAGAAAAGAUGGAGUUUGUGAGCCGUUAAACUUAGAUUUUCAGCAUAACCAUGCUCCAGCUGAAAGAUUAAUAAAUAAAUUUCGAAUAAUAAAUAAGGUAAAAAGUGUGUGUGGUGAAAAAGCAACAAUUAAAAGGAAAGGAGUGCGGGAAGUUUUUGACGGGACUUGUAUGGAAGAGAAACAACUGGCCCCGUCAGUCACAUUUCCAAAAAUGAGACGUCAACUAUACAUGAUUCGGAGUGAAAAUAUGCCAAAAAAUCCUACGGAUCCUAGUGAACUUAAAACUAUAUUUCAGAAUGAUGAAUUCUUUAAAGAAUAUGGAUAUUCCAAACAUACCGAUAAACCUCUUUAUCGAGAAACCAUUUUAGAAGACGGCUUUUCAUAUUCCAUUUUUAUAUCACCCACAAUUGCAGACGUAAUUGAGAAGAAACCAAAAGGUCGUCGAUAUUUAAUUGAUGGUACAUUUAAAACUGUUCCUUGCUGUGGUUUCAAACAGUUACUCAUUAUACAUUUCUAUUAUUUGGAGCAUACUUUUCCUUUUAUUUACAUUUUAAUGUCUAAGAGGUCGAAAGAAGUGUAUCAACACAUGUUCCAAUUCAUUAAUAAUUACUUAUUUAAAUUUGAAGCUUUGGCAUUUCAUACUGAUUAUGAAAUUGCUUUAAGGAAAGCUCUAGAAUCAACGUUCCCAACUGCGACAAUGAAAGGUUGCUGGUUUCACUACUGCCAAGCUUUAAAACGCAAGGGACAGAAAAUAACCAAUAAAAUUCACCAAAAUUAUUAAAACAAACGAGGACUGCAGCAAUUGGUAUCGUAAAAUGUUAAAUUUGCCUUUAAUAAGUCCAGAUCAUAUACAAGAAAUGUUUCUUAAUUUAAAAAAAGAUUUAUUGAGUAUGUCCAAAAGUAAGCAGGAUUGCCUAAAUAUUUUUUUAAAAUAUUUUGAAAAGGAGUGGAUGAAAAAGAUCACACCAUCAGUAUUUUCGGUUCACUUAGAAGUUAUUAGAACUACGAGUGCAUUGGAAGGAUUUAAUUCAAAAUUAUCGAAAAAAUUGGAAAAACAUGGACGAUUUCUGAAAUUUCUUGAAGUUAUUCGCAAUGAGGAUUUUACUCAUUUGGUUUCCCUUAUCCAGUCAUCGGCAGGCAUUUUGUCAGUUUUACCAAAAAAACGUAAACAAAAUUUGGACAAAGACAGUAAAAUUUGGGAGCUUUCACAAAAGCUUAAUAGAGGUAUCAUUUCUUUAACCGAUUUUUUCAAUAUAGUUAUAAAUAAGGAAAACAAUAUUAUUGAGUGCGAUAAAAUGGUAGAGGAAAACGUGGAAGAUGAUUCUGAAUCUGAAGAUAUAGAAGAAAUAAAUAUUCAUGAAAUAACUGAAGUUUUAAGGUGCGUUAUCUGUGUAACGGAAGCCAGAAAUAUUUUGUUAACACCAUGUAGACAUUUUAAUAUUUGUUCAAAUUGUUUCGAUCAUUUAGACAUGAAAUCUAAAAACAAUAAUUCACCUUCAUUGUGUUCCUAUUGCAGACAAAUUGUGCAAAAUAAUUUAAAAAUAUUUCAAUAAUAAAAAUCACGAACUUUUGUCUCGAGUUUUAAU
Lucilia cuprina (Australian sheep blowfly) is the source of this 1961-nucleotide messenger RNA. RefSeq names its product RING finger protein B-like. NCBI's taxonomy places the organism in Eukaryota, Metazoa, Arthropoda, Insecta, Diptera, Calliphoridae. Bases 1191 to 1928 code for a protein of 245 amino acids. Gene Ontology annotation, biological process: protein ubiquitination. The record is from RefSeq and is a predicted model, not a curated record. Gene Ontology annotation, cellular component: cytoplasm. The transcript has 3 exons. Gene Ontology annotation, molecular function: ubiquitin protein ligase activity.